Messenger RNA from Colletotrichum chrysophilum, 1578 nucleotides. RefSeq lists its product as uncharacterized. Lineage: Eukaryota; Fungi; Ascomycota; Sordariomycetes; Glomerellales; Glomerellaceae. The transcript has 5 exons. The record is from RefSeq and is a predicted model, not a curated record. Gene Ontology annotation, molecular function: heme binding; iron ion binding; monooxygenase activity. Bases 1 to 1578 code for a protein of 525 amino acids.
AUGUCUAACCAAUUCAACGCUAAUGUCAACACUCAUACGACUUUGAGCCCACCAAAGCCGUCAUGGGUCGACUUGGGGCCGUUCGGGCUGCCAGGCUCAAUCGAGGCCAACGGAUAUGUUCCGUACUUGAUGGCCAUUAUUCUUGUUGCCUCUGUCAUGGCAGUGUCGUUCCGCAAGAACAAGCUGUCUGCAUUUCCUAUCAUCAACGGAAGCAAAAAUGAGUAUUUGCGAGCGGGCCGCGCGAUGUUGGCACGGGGCAAGGAGCAAUAUGGGAACAAGCCGUUCAGAGUCAACACCGGCCUUGGUGGUGGAGUAAUCAUUUUGAACCCGAACGUGAUGCCAGAGGUUCGAAAUGACCAACGCUUCGACUCUACAAAGUUCCUGUUGCAGUACUGGCAAGCUGGAAUUCCCGGCUUUGAGCCAUACAUCGCUCUGGGAACGGAGAUCUUGCACAACGUUAUCAAGUGGAACCUGACGCCAGCCGGAAUCUCCAAGCUUAACAAACCAUUGUCCGACGAGGCCGAUGCGGCUUUGAGAGACAUCUUGACUGAUAACGAAGAAUGGCAUGAGGUCCUGCUCGGCGAUGUUCUCAUUCGCAUUGUGGCCCGUGUUUCAUCCGUCAUCUUCCUUGGCCCGGAGCUGUGCCGCAACCCAGAUUGGCUGAAGAUCACUGUCAACUACACGAACACCGCCACCAAUGCCGCAAAGGUUCUCCGCCGAUGGCCAGUGUUCAUGUACAAGUUUAUCCACUGGUUCCUCCCCGAGUGCCAGACCGUCCGUGUCAUGAUGAACGAGGCACGUGCGACUAUUGCCCCCGUCCUGGAGAAGCGACGAGCGCAGAAGACAGCUGAUCCCAGCCUCGAAUUCCACGACGCUCUGGACUGGUAUGAGUCGGCUGCGAAGAAGAUGGGCGUCGAAUACGACCCCGCUGCUCAGCAGCUGGGUCUGUCCGUUUCUGCGAUCCUGACUAGCAACGACCUCAUGUCGCAGAGUAUCAUGGACCUCUGCAAAAACCCCGACAUGUUCGAGCCCCUUCGAAACGAAAUUCGCUCAGUCCUUGGGGAUGGCGGCUGGAAGCCCACGACUCUCUACAGCAUGAAGCUACUCGAUAGCGUUCUGAAGGAAACCUUGCGCUUGAAGCCUGUUGCAGCUGUUGGUCUAGGUCGACGAGUCAUGUCAGAGGUGCGCCUGCAGGACGGCACUCUCCUCCCUAAGGAGUCUGGAAUCGCCGUUUCAGCCGAGAAAAUGUGGGAUCCGGAGAUCUAUCAAAACCCCCGAGAUUUCGAUGGGUACCGCUUCCUGCGCAUGCGGGAAGCUUCGGAGCAGGGUGAGAAGACGGCUCAGCUGGUCAGCACCUCGCCUGAACAUCUCGGGUUCGGUUUGGGCAUUCACGCCUGCCCCGGCCGCUUCUUCGGCGCCAACACAGUAAAGCUAGUCAUGUGCCAUUUGCUGCUCAAGUAUGACAUAAAGUUGGCCGAGAACAGCAACACGAACCCCAUGGAAUUUGGGUUCUCGAUGCUGGCCAAUCCCUUUGUCAAGGUGCUUGUCAGGCGCAGGAAGGAGGAGGUGCACUUUUAA